AUGGACACCUAUGGCCUGGCUGCAGUCAAGUUCAGCAGCUGCGUGGACACCAAAGGGACACAGUAUGAGACCAACAGCUUGGACUUCAAAGUCAGGGCGGAUGGGACAGUCUUCGCCACUCGGGAAUUGAAGAUCCCCUCAGAGCAGGUAGCCUUUACUGUGACUGCACGAGAACGCCAGAGCGCUGAGCAAUGGGACGCCAUGGUGCGGCUGCUGGUAGCCCAGACAUCAUCAGCACAUUCUGAAGACAAGAAAGGGAAGGCAAUGGCCCUGGACCCCUCUCAGCCCCCGAAGGACACAUUGCUGCCAUGGCCUCAACAUCAGAGCUCUGGCGGGCUGAGGAGGCAGAAGCGUGACUGGGUCAUCCCACCCAUCAACGUGCCUGAGAACUCCCGUGGACCCUUCCCCCAGCAGCUCGUCAGGAUCAGGUCGGACAAAGACAAUGACAUCCCCAUCCGCUACAGCAUCACGGGUGUGGGCGCCGACCAGCCCCCCAUGGAGGUCUUCAACAUCGACUCCAUGUCUGGCCGCAUGUAUGUCACUCGGCCCAUGGACCGGGAGGAAAGAGCCUCUUACCACCUCCGAGCCCAUGCAGUGGAUAUGAACGGCAACAAGGUGGAGAAUCCUAUUGAUCUGUAUAUCUACGUCAUCGACAUGAAUGACAACCGUCCCGAGUUCAUCAACCAGGUCUACAACGGCUCUGUGGAUGAGGGCUCCAAGCCAGGUACAUACGUGAUGACUGUCACAGCCAACGAUGCAGAUGACAGCACAACAGCCAACGGCAUGGUGAGGUACCGGAUUGUCACCCAGACACCCCAGAGCCCAUCCCAGAACAUGUUCACCAUCAACAGUGAAACAGGGGACAUCGUGACAGUGGCAGCAGGCCUGGACCGAGAGAAAGUCCAGCAGUACACGGUCAUCGUCCAGGCCACUGACAUGGAAGGAAACCUUAAUUAUGGUCUCUCAAACACAGCCACUGCCAUUAUCACAGUGACAGACGUAAAUGACAACCCUCCAGAAUUCACCACUAGCACGUUUGCAGGAGAGGUCCCUGAAAACCGUAUAGAGACGGUAGUGGCCAACCUCACGGUGAUGGACCGAGACCAGCCCCACUCACCCAACUGGAACGCUGUCUACCGAAUUAUAAGCGGGGACCCCUCCGGGCACUUCAGUGUUCGCACAGACCCUGUGACCAAUGAGGGCAUGGUCACCGUGGUGAAGGCAGUGGACUAUGAGCUGAACCGUGCCUUCAUGCUGACCGUAAUGGUGUCCAACCAGGCACCCCUGGCCAGCGGGAUCCAGAUGUCUUUCCAGUCCACAGCGGGGGUAACCAUCUCUGUCACGGAUGUCAACGAGGCCCCCUACUUCCCCUCCAACCACAAACUGAUCCGCCUGGAAGAGGGUGUGCCCGCUGGGACGGCACUUACCACUUUUUCCGCAGUGGACCCUGACCGGUUCAUGCAGCAAGCAGUGAGAUACUCAAAGCUGUCUGAUCCUGCCAACUGGCUGCACAUCAACACAUCUAAUGGGCAGAUCACCACGGCCGCGGUCCUGGACCGAGAGUCUCUCUACACCAAGAACAACGUAUACGAGGCCACCUUCCUGGCUGCUGACAACGGGAUCCCCCCAGCCAGUGGCACUGGGACCCUGCAGAUCUACCUCAUUGAUAUCAAUGACAACGCGCCACAACUGCUGCCCAAGGAGGCACAGAUCUGCGAGAGGCCCGGCCUCAAUGCCAUCAACAUCACCGCAGCCGACGCCGACAUGGACCCCAACAUUGGCCCCUAUGUCUUUGAGCUGCCAUUCAUCCCCACUACAGUGAGGAAGAACUGGACCAUCACCCGCCUAAACGGUGACUAUGCCCAGCUCAGUCUGCGCAUCCUGUACCUGGAAGCAGGGGUGUAUGACGUCCCCAUCAUCGUCACGGACUCUGGCAACCCUCCCCUGUCCAACACAUCCAUCAUCAAGGUCAAGGUGUGCCCGUGUGAUGAGAAUGGGGACUGCACCACGGUCGGCGCAGUGGCUGCAGCUGGCCUGGGCACGGGCGCCAUUGUGGCGAUUCUCAUCUGCAUCGUGAUUCUGCUGACUAUGGUCCUGCUGUUUGUUGUGUGGAUGAAGCGGAGGGAAAAGGAGAGACACACAAAGCAGCUGCUCAUCGACCCCGAGGAUGACGUGAGGGACAACAUCCUGAAGUACGACGAGGAGGGUGGCGGAGAGGAGGACCAGGACUAUGACCUCAGUCAGCUACAACAGCCAGAAGCCAUGGAGCAUGUGCUAAGCAAGGCCCCUGGUGUGCGGCGGGUGGAUGAACGGCCAGUAGGUGCUGAACCCCAGUACCCAGUCAGGCCUGUGGUGCCACACCCAGGAGACAUUGGAGACUUCAUCAAUGAGGGACUCCGAGCUGCUGAUAACGACCCCACCGCACCCCCCUAUGACUCCCUGCUAGUCUUUGACUAUGAGGGCAGCGGUUCUACUGCAGGCUCCGUCAGCUCCCUGAACUCCUCUAGCUCCGGGGAUCAAGAUUAUGACUACUUGAAUGACUGGGGGCCCCGGUUCAAGAAGCUGGCGGACAUGUAUGGGGGUGGCGAGGAGGACUAACCGCCCUCACCACCAACCUGAGAAGGGCACUGGAGGCCGAGCAGCAGAACUGAGGUGCCAGCGUCGGCUGGUGUCGAGAGGUCCCUCCCCGCUGCCGUCCCCCGUGUGGAGCUCUGCAGAAUGGACAUGCGUAUGCCACCGGGCACCCACCAUCGCUGCGGCAUCUCGGUAACCACAGCCACGUACCGCGAAGGGAGAGCCAGAGGCACAGCCCUAACUUGAAUUUCUUACCACAAAAGCACUGUUAAAACAAACAAACAAACAAACAAAAAAACAAAACAAAAGUGCCUUUUGGUACAUGACAGAUUCCCUAACUCAGGAGUGACUGAAAGAGGAGAGACAGCCCGAGAACCCCACCUCUGUCCACCCUGCCCCACAACUCUAGCCCCAUCUGGUACCUUCUGAAGGCAAGCCAGGGGUGGGAGACAAUAUGUCUUUUUUUUUUUUUUUAAGGCCUUUUGUUAAGAAAAAGAAAAUAGGUAACUUAUUUGCAAAAGAAAAAUAGUAUGGGGUCCUGAUCUGAAUAGCUUUUAUUAUGCACAGCAGGGGUCUCCUGGGCCUUUUGGGCUCCCCAAGGCUGUUAGGUGAUGAUUGGGCUUUCCAGCGCCAAAAAACACUGGGCUAGCCCAACCCCAGCAGCAGAGCCACUUCUGUGUGGGCUUUCACAUGAAUGUGUGCCCUGCCCCAACAUACUGUAAAUAGCUGAGGCAGUUGUGAGGCCUGGAGACCCUCACGUCUUCACUGACAUGCCCUCAAGCCCACCAUAAAGCCUCUCUCUGGACCAGCUGUGGCCCCCAAUACCACCGAGGUCCCCUUUUGCUUUGGUCCAGGACAGUAUGUUGUCUAAGAAGCCAAGGCAUCCUGCAAAACCCUGGCUCAGCCCUCCACUCUUCAGGAUGAGGCCCUGAGGGAUCCUGUUGAAGACAUAGCAAUUACAAGCUCCCCUCAAUGGAACCCCUGAAUGCUCUCAACACACUCCCCAGGCUGUGCAGAUGGCAGAGAGCAGAGCCUGGCCAGACUCUGGCAGCUGCUUGGCCUCCCUGGGCCCGUUUAACCUGAGCUCCUGCUUGGUCCCAUGAACUGCUAUGGAUGUCAGGACCUACCAAGUGGCCAGUGAAAUUAUCUUGCUGUGCCCAUGUGACCACAGAUGCUCUUGCUCGGACCCGUGUUUUUGUUGUUCUGGAGCUAGUGAGGCACUUUCCCAUGGCAGUUUGACGCAGUUUGACACGGGGCAAACUGGGCAGGGUGACCACUUUUGUAGGACAGCAAACAGGCUGUGUACAAGGACCUACAGGAGAUGGCAACGCUGCCCUUUUCACUGGAGGAGAAAACAGACUAGGACAUUCACAUGUCUGGGUCCAAAGGAGCCCUGGGACGGCACAGAAAGGCAGGCACUGAAGGGAAUCCUGUGCCAAGUCUUCCUGGCUUACCCCACGCUACAGUACACUUCCCAAGAAAGGGGUUGAUGAAUGCUGAUAGCUUGGGCGGCCUUGGUGUCUGAGUCUUCUUGGGGAGACAACUGAAGUUCCAGCAUUGAUGAAAAAAUAAGUUUCUUCCAGAUCUCUAACCCAUAUCUACUACUGGGGGCCAGAGGGGCUUCAAAGGGUCUGGGGGGUACCCAGGAGAGAGCGUACUUCCUAGCCGGUGGUCUCUAACUCAUAGCGCCUCUCAGCUCCUUUACCCCGUGGCUAGAUUCCCUUUUCCAGACUGCUUUGGCUUCAAAGACACACCUGAGUGAACUCAAGGGCGCCCAACUCAUGGGUAUGACCCAUUGGAUGUCAGGGUUCUUUCCCAAACUAAACCCAUCCCCACCUCUGAACUCCUGGACUUGAGCCGGCCUCAGCUGUGUCUACUCCUCUUACAACUGGAUGAAUAGGGGCUUCUGUAGUUUCCAGGAAGUCCCCCAGCCUACAGCCAGCCUGGGCAGCAGAGCUCAUGAAGGGGGUUGGGAGGGCUGUCCUAUGCAAAUUGCUCGAAUCAGCAAACAAUUUGGGUGGUGCUGAGCUUGGUUGGCAUGGCCACUGGUGGGAUUGUCAUGGGUUAGGACUGGGAAAUUGAGAAUAAUUUUCUGGGUUUGAUUUUAGAAAACCCAAGAAGGUUCUUGGAAGUGUGCAUAUGUUUGGUAGGCACGGUAGCCAAGAACUUUCCUGAAAUCCCAAGGCUUUCUUAGAAGCCUGGGGUGGGAGGUACCAAAUCCAUCAGUUACCUGGAGGCAUGUCUCACCGGCCUCCACCGCCUUCUCCACACCCCCAAGGCCUCUGUCACUGCCACGCCCCUGCAGGAACAUCCAUGGGGUUUCCUAAAAGCUGGACAGCUUGUCCUUUUCACCCUAUACCCCAAUCAGCCCCUAGGGCUAGAGGUAGAUAGGGGUUCUACACACCCCCAGACCCAUCUUGGAACUCUGUUCCCAGGCCAACAAGUUAGCAUUAGCCAAGCAUACAGUCAGUGUCAAAUGUUUCUCUUCUGUAGCUUGUAGAUACAAUGCGUCUGUGGUCAGGGCCCAGCCAACCUAGGCUGGUGGCCAGCUCUGUGCAGUACAAGGGUGCGGUUUAGCUCCUUUAAGGAGACACCUACACUACUGAGUGGCUUGGAAGAACACCUGGCCACGGUCAGCCUCGGUCACACCUGACUCCCAGCCAGCAGGUUUUCUCUCUCACGUCUUUCAGCACAUCCAAAAUGCUGGGUCUCCUUCCACCAAAGUGUCAGAGUAACGGCCAAAUGUCAGGCCUUCAGAGAUGCCUCAGUUUCCCCCUAGUGACUAUGUCGUCCAUUGAGAUUACACCUCUGUGCUCUCUAAGGUAAAUGAGAGGGGAAGUCUCUAUUUCCACCCAUACUGAAAGACAAAACCAAAAACUCACAGCUGAAUUGCCCUGCACAGAGCACCAGGUGUGGUAGUGCAUAGACCGGAUACCGCAGGUUCCGCCACACCGAGUCGGCCGAUGGAAGCCACCUCUGUAUACACCGGGGACGCAUCUUGCUUUUCCUUCCUCUCCUGUUUUCCAUUCUGAUUUAUUUUCUGCAUGUUUAUUUUUGAAAAUGGACAAAUGUGUAGCAGCCCGCAUGACCGUGGUUGUUUCGGGAAAGAUACCGGAGUAUGAUGUGUUCACACUGCAGCUCUGAGCGCCAUGCGGUGAGACAGACGUUCUGACUUUUUUUGUAAUCGUCAACAGCACAAAUAUUUUGUAUUGUCGUUUGUAUCAUUUUGUACCGAAAAAAAAAAGGAAAAAAAAAAAAAAAAAACAAAAACAAAAAGGGAAGAGAGUUGAUGUUUUCGAUGUGUUUUUAGUGCCAGGCAGUCUUGGUUCCAAAGGGAACAGCAGCUUUGCGGAAUUGUCGUGUCCAGGAGUGGAGUCGGGCGUUAGCCCGCUGCUCCAAAGGAGUAAAUAAAGUCCCCUU
Molecule: messenger RNA, 5994 nt
Organism: Arvicanthis niloticus (Nile rat)
Lineage: Eukaryota; Metazoa; Chordata; Mammalia; Rodentia; Muridae
Source: RefSeq, a predicted model, not a curated record